AUGUCUUUCCUUACAACGGCCCGUCGUUCUUUGCUGCGGCAGGCUCGCAACGCACCCGCCCUCAAGAGGACCUAUGCUCUCUCCACCUCUCAGCAGUCCCUCUUGGAGGCUCCCUUGACGGAGACCGACCCUGAGAUCGCCAACAUCCUCCAGAACGAGAUCAAGAGACAAAAGGAAUCCAUCGUCCUCAUCGCCUCCGAGAACUACACUUCUCGCUCCGUGAUGGACGCCCUGGGUUCGCCUAUGCAGAACAAGUACUCUGAGGGAUACCCCGGUGCGCGAUACUACGGUGGUAACGAAUUCAUCGACCAAGCCGAAUCCGCCUGUCAACGCCGCGCUCUCGAAGUGUUCGGGCUGGACCCGGAGAAGUGGGGCGUGAAUGUGCAGUCCUUGUCCGGUGCCCCCGCAAACCUCUACGUCUACCAAGCUAUCAUGAAGCCCCAUGACCGUCUGAUGGGUCUCGACCUUCCUCAUGGUGGACAUUUGUCGCAUGGAUACCAAAUCCCCACGAAGAAGAUCUCGGCUGUGUCGACUUAUUUCGAGACGAUGCCCUACCGCGUCAACAUCGAGACUGGAUUGAUCGAUUACGACCAGUUGGAGGUCACGUCCGAGCUCUUCAGGCCCAAAGCUCUCGUCGUUGGUGCCUCUGCCUACGCGCGUUUGUACGAUUACGCUCGUAUGCGCAAAAUCGCCGACAAAAUCGGCGCAUACGUCGUCUCCGACAUGGCACAUAUCUCCGGUCUCGUCGCCGCGGGCGUGAUCCCUUCCCCCUUCGAGCACUCCGACAUCGUCACUACCACCACGCACAAAUCCCUCCGUGGUCCCCGUGGAGCGAUGAUUUUCUACCGUAAGGGCGUGAGAAAGACGACGAAGAAGGGAGAUGUGAUGUACGACCUCGAGGAGAAGAUUAACUUUUCCGUGUUUCCCGGUCACCAGGGUGGUCCGCACAAUCACACUAUCACCGCAUUGGCUGUUGCGUUGGGACAGGCCAAGACCCAGGAAUUCAAGGAUUACCAGGUUGCGGUCGUGAAGAACGCCGCUGCUUUCGCCGACGAAUUCUUGAAGCUUGGAUACGAUCUCGUUUCUGGCGGAACCUCCAACCACCUCCUCCUCCUCGACCUCCGCUCCAAGAACAUCGACGGCUCCCGUGUCGAGCGCGUCCUCGAACUCGUCAACAUCUCCUCCAACAAAAACACCGUUCCCGGCGACAAAUCCGCUCUCAUCCCCUCCGGCCUCCGUCUUGGAACGCCCGCUGCCACGACCCGUGGAUUCGAUGAAGACGACUUCAGGAAGACUGCGAGGUACAUCGACCGUGCUGUGAAAAUUACGCAGAGGUUGAGUGAGGAGUAUGGAGGGAAGUUGAAGGACUUUAAGGAGAAGUUGGGAGAUGGGACGCAGGUGAAGGAGUUGAUGGAGUUGAAGGAGGAGGUUAGGACUUGGGCUAAGGAGUUUCCUUGUCCUAAGUAG
Saitoella complicata NRRL Y-17804 is the source of this 1467-nucleotide messenger RNA. RefSeq names its product serine hydroxymethyltransferase Shm2. The record is from RefSeq and is a predicted model, not a curated record. The transcript has 2 exons. NCBI's taxonomy places the organism in Eukaryota, Fungi, Ascomycota, Saitoellomycetes, Saitoellales, Saitoellaceae. Gene Ontology annotation, biological process: folic acid metabolic process; tetrahydrofolate interconversion; L-serine catabolic process. The coding region runs from base 1 to 1467 and encodes 488 amino acids. Gene Ontology annotation, molecular function: glycine hydroxymethyltransferase activity; serine binding; cobalt ion binding. Gene Ontology annotation, cellular component: cytoplasm.